AGAGGCUGAGCAUCACAAAACGGAAGCUUCUGGAGUCGUGAGCAGUCCCUUAAAGGGACUUGCAAGUCAUGCCUUUUACCAGUCACGAAUCCAACAUUGUAACGGCUACCAACUGUCCGUCGUCCGUUAUAGGUACCCAACAUCGGACAUCGGACGUCAUUUUCAUCUGGUGUGGGUGUCUUUUGUCUCCUUGGCAGAUGUUUUCCAUCACUUUGAUGGUUCCAUCACUAAAGAUUGUUCUCUGGAGACCCCAAGGAACAUCUACAUGUAUGGAGACGCAACAGAGGUCAUUAUCAUUUAUUUUUUGCAUUAUUUGAACAGAUCCAUCCGCCAUCACCAUGAAGAUCUCUCUUUUCCUGUUGGUUUUGUUGGGCACUGCACAGGCCUUUGUGCCUCUUGCUCGUGUUCCCACGACAACAAGUAGUACCAUUGUGCAAUCCACCUUUACCCCCAACGACUUUGCCGAUCAACUCAGUUUGCUGGACAAGUUGAAUUCCGCCAAAAGGGACGGAGAACCUCGCAUUGAGAGCAUUUUGGAACCCAGCUACACUGUAGCGUUCGCAACGGCGGCUGCUGGACCUCUCAUCUCUCUCAUCUAUGGUGGUUCCUUGGUGGGUACCAUUGGCAACUGUGUGCAUGUAUUGCUGGCCACUCUCUUUUGGGUUCAAACACUCCGUGUUCGCUGUGCCUUUGAAGAAGACGGAUUUGAAUUCUACAAUCUCAAGGGAGAUAUGGAUCUGACCAAAAAAGCUGCCAAGUUGACCCGCAAGCCAGGAAACUUUGUCACCAAAACCGAAAACAAGUGGGUGUACGACAAGGUCACUGGGUACCAAUUCUAUCCAUCCAUUCAAUAUCCCCUGAUUUGCUACCUCAAGGAAACACAAACACCUGAACGCUACAAUAUCCCCGGAGAACAGCCUCACUUCUUUCCUGCGCUAUUUGUGGCUGAACAGUUCAAGGAUGAGAUGGAUAAGAGAGGAGUGGACUACGGAGUCUAACUAUAAUAGCUACUGGUAAUUGAAAACAACUAAGUAAAUUACUACGAUGAGU
This is a messenger RNA of Seminavis robusta, 1050 nucleotides long. Lineage: Eukaryota; Bacillariophyta; Bacillariophyceae; Naviculales; Naviculaceae. The record is from the annotation of a GenBank genome assembly.